GCGGCGGAGGCUCGGCCGCCAUGCAGCCCCCCCCGCGCGCCCCCCCCGCGCUGCUGCCGGGGCUGCUGCUGCUCUGGGCCGCCGGACACGGGCGGUGCCAGGAGGUCCAAGCUGAGAACGUGACGGUGCUGGAGGGUGGCACUGCCGAGAUCACCUGUCACCUGCACAGGUACGACGGCUCCAUCGUGGUCAUCCAGAACCCCGCCCGGCAGACGCUGUUCUUCAACGGCACCCGAGCGCUGAAGGACGAGCGCUUCGAGCUGGCCGAGUUCAGCCGGCGGCGGCUGCGGCUGCGCCUGGCGCGGGCCCGGCUGGAGGACGAGGGCGGCUACUUCUGCCAGCUGUACGCCGACGACACGCACCACCAGAUCGCCACGCUGACCGUGCUGGUGCCCCCCGAGCCGCCGUUGGUCGAGGCGGGGGCGCUGGCGGUGGAGGGGGAGGAGCUCGAGCUCACCUGCCUCGUGCCCCGGGCGCGGCCAAUGGCGACGCUGCGCUGGUACCGCGACCGCCGCGAGCUGCCAGGGCGCAGCAGCCACCGGCAGGAGGGCAAGGUGUUCUGGCAGCGCUCGGUGCUGCACCUGCGGCCGGAGCGGCGCGACCACGGCGCCAUCGUCACCUGCGAGGCCACGCACCCCGCCCUGGGGCGGGGCCAGCGGCGGCAGACCCAGUACCAGCUGGACGUGCAGUACCCGCCCUCGGUGCGGAUCCACCCCUCGCAGAGCGUCCUGCGCGAAGGCGACACCUUGGUGCUCACCUGUGCCAUCAACGGCAACCCCCGCCCCACGGAGGUGGCCUGGACCGCGGGGAACGAGUCGCUGCCGCCGCGGGCGCGCGCCGAGGGCGAGCGGCUGACGCUGCCGGCGCUGGCACCGCAGGACAACGGCACCUACACCUGCCAGGUGGGCAACGCCCACGGCCGCGCCCACGACACCUACGUGCUGGUGGUGUACGACCCGGGCGCGGUGGUGGCGGCGCAGGGGGCGGGGCCGUUCGCCGUGGUGGGCGGGGCCUUGGCGCUGCUGGUGUUCCUGCUCCUCCUCCUGCUCGGGGCCCUGGUCUGGUGCUCCGUGCGGCAGAAAGGCUCGUACCUGACGCACGAGGCCAGCGCCCUGGAGGACCAGGGGGAGGCGCGCGAGGCCUUCCUGGGGGGGGAGGGGGGGAAGCGCAAGGAGGAAUUCUUCAUCUGA
Molecule: messenger RNA, 1190 nt
Organism: Haemorhous mexicanus (house finch)
Lineage: Eukaryota; Metazoa; Chordata; Aves; Passeriformes; Fringillidae
Gene: CADM4
Product: cell adhesion molecule 4
Exons: 10
Coding region: 21-1190 (389 amino acids)
Biological process (GO): regulation of Rac protein signal transduction; negative regulation of peptidyl-tyrosine phosphorylation; regulation of wound healing
Cellular component (GO): cell-cell contact zone
Molecular function (GO): vascular endothelial growth factor receptor 2 binding
Source: RefSeq, a predicted model, not a curated record